Molecule: messenger RNA, 219 nt
Organism: Gryllus bimaculatus (two-spotted cricket)
Lineage: Eukaryota; Metazoa; Arthropoda; Insecta; Orthoptera; Gryllidae
Source: the annotation of a GenBank genome assembly
AUGGUUGUAUUUUCUUGCCUUACUAUGUCGCGAGGUGCUAGUAAUGGGUUGGCCGCGUCCGGGGCAAUUUCGGGUGGGAAUAACGACCGCGUGAUAAGGUCUUGGAGGAGUCCCACAAAGGCCUGCGAGCGGGCUCGUAUUGAGAGCGACUCUGCCAGCCACGCUCCGUUGCUGGAAACGAAACUGGGAAAUAACGGCUCAACUGGAUCUUACUCCUGA